Messenger RNA from Haemonchus placei, 273 nucleotides. Lineage: Eukaryota; Metazoa; Nematoda; Chromadorea; Rhabditida; Trichostrongylidae. The record is from the annotation of a GenBank genome assembly.
AUGGGUGACAAGUCGUGCUAUAUGGGCGCUGGAGGCUAUCAAGGCUACAUGGGCAGUGGAACUGGUCAAGGCUACGCUCGUGAAGAAUACGCUGGCAGUAUGGGCGGCGGUGGUGGUGGUGGACAAGAUCCGAACAAACCAUAUCAAUAUCAGUAUCAGUAUCAACCACAGCAACAACAGCAGCCUCCGCAGCAACCGUACGGCAGCUCGGGCUACGCUGGAAAUGUUGGAGGAAGCGAUGCACAGGCGUCAUGCUACUUUGGACCGAAAUGA